Messenger RNA from Ornithodoros turicata, 1119 nucleotides. RefSeq lists its product as uncharacterized. Bases 101 to 988 code for a protein of 295 amino acids. The transcript has a single exon. Lineage: Eukaryota; Metazoa; Arthropoda; Arachnida; Ixodida; Argasidae. The record is from RefSeq and is a predicted model, not a curated record.
UCGAGCUUCUGGCACGAACCCGAGUUCUUGUCUGCUCUUUGCCUCCUAGCCUCGACAAUCUGGUGACCCGAACUUCUACGUUCGCCGACCUUGCGAAGCCAUGUCCCACGACGAACCCUCAGCCAGUUCAGUCCCACAGCCUUCGCUGUCCGCUGUUGCUGUCAAACUUCCGCAAUACUUCGACCGAAACCCCGGGGUAUGGUUCAUCCAGGCGGAAGCCCAAUUCAGCCUCGCCGGCGUCACACCCCAGCAAACAAAAUUCUACCACGUCAUCUCUGCCCUUACUCCAACCGCAGCAGACGAGGUAUAUGACGUUCUAGCUAACCCGUCCCCUACAACACCGUACGACCAACUCAAGAAAGCCCUCCUCCAGCGCACAACAGCUUCCAGCCGCUCCCGUUUACAACAGCUCCUCUCGGCCGAGGAGCUGGGAGAUCGACGCCCCACCCAGCUUUUACGGCGCAUGCGGCAAUUGCUCGGAGACAAUUCUGUCUCCAUGGAUGACACUCUGCUCCGUGAGCUUUUUCUUCAACGCCUGCCACAAAAUGUGCAGAUGGUCCUGGCCACAGCUUCCAACAUGACACUGGACCAAUUGGCUACACUCGCUGAUGCCGUUGUUGAGGUGGCGAGUCCAUCUCCCGCCAUAACUGCGGUGUCACUACUUCCACCUGCUGUCCCCAGACACAACAAUGCUGCUUCGCAGAGCGCGCCAAUCACCUCCCAUUCUCAGGUUGACGACCUCUGCCGCGAAUUUCGGAGCCUCGCGAGCAUUAUUGCCGCUUCCCAAGCACAGCCUCGUCACCCCCGCGCCUCCCGACGCCGAAGACCAAGCAGUAGUCCACGUCGACCUUCCAACGGCCGUUCUACCAGCAGAGACCGGAGCCCAGUCUCGUCCAUUUGCUGGUACCAUCGUCGGUUCGGCGCAGACGCGUACCACUGUCUCUUGCCGUGCUCAUGGAAUGCGGAAAACUCUCCGGCGGACCAUUAAUGGCGACAAAUGGUCCAAGCCACUCAUCCAGUCGCCUCUUCUACAUCCGCGACCGUAACUCCACCCGACGUUUCCUAGUUGAUACUGGCGCAGAGGUCAGCGUUAUCCCAGCGACCAGCACUGACCGUCGG